GUAUAUUAAGAAUGUCCCCUUGUGAUGUUUUUUUUUAACUCAGACGGAAAGGAAUACCGAAAUUGAAUUUUCCGGACAGCAGUGAAAGACGUAAACUGGUGUAGAACUUCUGCUUUGGGAAUAUACAUGAUAAUUUUAAUAGUAAGUUCCUACACUCGACAAUCAGACACUGUGACUUGUGAAGUUAACUCGACGAUAGCUCUGUACUACUAAGUUACUAAUGUCUCCUGAAAGUAUGCAAUUGAAAAUUUAAGUAUCUUUUAUGUAUGUUUCUUUUAUGUCUUUUUUUAAGUGUCUUUUAUGUUAUAUGUUGUACGAUUAUGACAUCGUUUAAGCCAGUCGCUGAAAGGUAAAGAUCCUUUUUAGCAAAGCAUAUUGCAUACCUCCAGGCACACUAUACCCUGACGUGAACAGUGAAAGUUGUACAUAAGAAAAGUCUGUUGGUAACAUCUUACACAUUCAGAAACAAGGUUAGAGGAAGAAAUACUUAGCCUAGUACUAGAACUCGAAUUACUAAGUUUUUACAGCUAUAACACCACUAUGACAGCUGCUAACGAUAUUACAACCGCCAUUAACAAUGCCUACACUGUCGUUACUACGGCGAAACAUUUACCUUCCCAGUGCUACCAAAAUGGUUUCAUAAAAAAAACCUUAUACCAUAUCACCUACAACUGUUGGAUUUUAUGUUACUUUUGCUCCUCUUUCUCCGGCAAAAGCCCCACCAUAGGGUUGUCUACACGGGGUUAAUCGAAAACCCACUUAGCAACCCGAAAUGAGCCGAAGUCUACGCACACUGUCAUAAAUCUAAUUCACCCCCUUGCUUUAAGCGCUGUGUGCUUGAAUGCGACGGCCUAACCGCUUUCUCCCUUCGACCUGUAGACGAAUAUCAAACACAAAACGGAACCAAAAUAGGGAUCGGCCGUUUUCGGGAGCGUAAUUUAAAAAAAAAUCCGAAUAACAAUCCAAACUCCCAUUCCAAAAACAUAAUCCCUAGAGUCUUUAUGAUGUUUUUCUCCUGAACUGUCCUAUCCUCAAACAGCUUACUGCUACCAUCGCUUGUUGAGUAAAAUAAUGUCACGAUAAAUAAUUUUUUUUUAAUUUUUAAUUAUUUAUUUAUUUAUUUAUUAUUACGAUUUUAUGCCGUAUUGUCUCCACCACGUUUGAUGAUUACGAAAUUGUAAAUUCACGAAGAAAACAAAUUUUACAAAAUUAACAAGGCAUUUCCUCCUCGUUAUUUUCCUUAUCCCGGGCAUGCACGGUUGCGAAGGGAAAAUUGGUGGUUGUUGUCCAUUUCUAUUGCCGUUGUUUUGUGUGUUGUGGGUUUUUGUUCCGGUACUAUGGAUGUGGCUACAAAAAAUAAUGUAGAAGUAGAUAUUUUUAUGAUGCCGGUGGUCGUGGCGAUAAUGGCGCCGGUCUUCACACGGCAGGACCGCCGAUCAAAUCAAAUUCGAACCGUUCCCUCGUAGACAAAGCAGACUUCCUAAAAUGAUAACAUUUUGGAAAUAAUCUUGACAAGGUUAAAAUCAUUCGACGUUAAUAUGGAUUGCAUGAGCCGCUAUUUGUUAUCAAUGAAAGGACAAAACUUCUUCUUCCUUGGCACUACAACCUUGAAAGAUCUCGGCCUGUCAUUUCUGGUUUUCUGUGACUUGAUUUUACCCGUAGCAAAGUAGUCCCUGGAUGGGCAAAACAGCUUAUCCAAAAAUCAUCGAUUCGUUAAUUAUUUUGUACUAAAACAACUGUCAUAUUCGUUCAUAUCCUGCCGCAACGUUACUUCACUACACAUUUACGUUAUUUACUUUGUGGAACUGUAACGACAUAUAAUAGAAGGCACGUCGUUGUAUAUAAUAUGCCAUACCGCGAUAAAACGUUGUUGAUCUCAUUGAAUUGAUUGAAGCACACAACAAUUGUACCAGCCGCCUUCAAACUCUGUAAUGGAAAGCGUGCGUUGGGCAGUAAUUUUUAAAAAAUAUCAAAGGGGUUCGCAAAUAAUUCACCAAAUGCACCGCGAACUACGAGUGAUAGGUUCAGAAUCAAUGGAAAUUGAAAACUAAGCAGAUAAUAGCUCCUUAUCAUGUAAAGGGAAUAAAAAGAUUAUAAGAAGGACUUGUAGACCAAUUACAAUACUUAUUCCUAAACUCGUAGAACUACCUUGGUUGCAAAAGCUAUAACCACGAAAGAGGAGGAGUCACCCAUACAAGAUUCAUUUUUUGUGUAUACGCAUCAUAGCAACCCUUUCUGGUUCAUGGCCCACCGUACUCUUCAGAAUGUCAUUAUUGGUUUGAAACUUCGGUGGUUCGGCAGACUGAUGACAUUGUGAAGAGUACGGUGCAUUAUGAACUUUAAAGGGAUGCAAUGAUGUUGUAUACACAAAAAUAAACAUGUGUGCGAAAUCCGACCGUGUUCGGGUUCUGAAUCGGGAAUCAUUGUUACUUCAAGACUUUAUGAAUGGGUAUUGUAGUCAUAGUAAUUAAAUCAAUUACAAAGAAAAACGGCCAGGCCUCUUGUUUUAUAUUGCGUAUUAGGGUUGCAUAUUUUUUUAUUUAUCCAUCUCUAAAUAUUAAUUGGCCUACAAACUGUGUUUGUACAAGCAAACUUUCUCACUCUCCAUUCAUAAAAAUUCUUGAUUCCUAACACACAUGGUUUCGUUCCAUUCUUGAGUUUACAAAAUCUGAGCACAAAAAUAUCAUCAUAACAUUACCCUUAAGAUAUCUUCAACACUUUACAAAAUGCGUCUAUCAUAGGUAAAUAAAAUCUUAGGUGUUACCACGUAGAAAAAAACAACCAUGCUAUUGCACGGAUGUGCGACGUGCAUAGCACCCCUUUGGGUAAAAAUGUGCACAGCUUCGUAUCCCUCGUGUUCAUGUGUAUUCGGUUACAAGUCAUUUUCACUCUAAGCUCAUUUUGAUUUUUUUUGCUUUUCAAAUAAGAAUUAAGGUGAACGGGUAAAGAGUAAAAAAAUAUUUUAAAAAGUGGGUUGUUUUGUUCAGUGAUUCAACACAACUUUUUAUUUCUGUAAACAGCAUUAGUAUGUAUAUUGUACCAGAUAAAUGGCAUAUUUUUUUUAAAUAAUAAAGGGGUUGAUAUUGAGUAAGUGAAACUAUUUAUUACAACUUUGCUAUUGUUUUUGCCCGUACUAGUUGUGUGUUGCUGCAUCCAUACAUGUUUAUGCAGCAUUUUUCAUACAUUUUUAUAAUGUAUGGACUUAAUUUCGAUUGAAAAGUAGACUGGCAUGAUAGCCAUUUAAAUUUCCGACAUUGUACCAAAAACAUCAGUUAUUUUAAACGAUAGGAAUGAUCAAGGAUGAGCAAUAAGAUACCAGCUAGGGGGUUUUGUUUACGUUUGGGAGUUUGGAUUGUUACUCGGUUUUUCUAAACUAAACUCUCGAAAACGGCGGAUCUCGAUUUCGAUUUUGUUUUGUGCUUAAUAUUUGCCUACAGGUCAAAGGGAGACCGGCGACAGGCUGUCGCAUUCGAACGUAUGGUGCUUAAUGCAAAAAGGGGAAUCAGGUUUAUGGUAGUGUGCGUAGACUUCGGCUCAUUUUCGGAUUGGAAUCUGGGAUUUCGACUAACCCCGUGUAGACAGACCCAUAAAAGCCCAUCUCUCGCGUCUACUUGCGAAGGGUGGAUUGGGAGGGUAGGGAGAAACGAAAGUAAAUCACCGACCCCCAAUAACCCUCCCCCCCAACCAGAGUCUCCAGACAUUUAUGUGUGUGAAUGUGGUUUUCCUCUCUCUUUCUCCCUUUCUCUUUCUUUGUAUAUCUGCCUCUCGCUCUCUCUUUCUCACUCAUUCACUGCCCCUGUUUCUAUAUCUUGUAUUCUUUUAUUCUCUAACACAUACACACAUACACCCUUCCGUUUUCUCUUUCUCUCCCUCUCUCCUUCUCGCUGUCCGGUUUUAAAUUUUUCGUGGGGUUGUUCAAUUUAUGUUCACGUUUUCUGUUUGUUUUAACGCGAAAAGCAUACACGAGAGCAGUCGAUUUUGGGCGAGGGACAGGAUUUACAAUGGUGUGUGCUUAAAGAAAAACAGGCCCGUGACCGUUUUCAAAAACCUGUACCGGCAACAAAUGGCUCUAUCUUGUACGGGUUGCGAAUACGACCAUUUAGAACUUAUUUAUACACCCUUGUUAAAGGGAGAAAACACAUUCUUCAGAGAUUUCCAUUCACCACAAGAACACUGGAAAGAUUCUUGCAAUCGUAUAGUAAAAAAAUAAUUGUUCAGUCCCUCUGACCUAGUAAAGUUUGUUUGGCAUACACACGCAAUAGGUAAAAAAGUAGGAUCAAUAACAGUACACAGCCGUUUUGGUAUGAAAAAAAUUAAGUAACUAAAAGAACUCCGAAAAAGUCACCCACACCUUAGUUUAUUUGUUAUUUACAUUAAACGAAGCAAAAAAAUGCUUUUACGUAACAUUCCGUGUUGACGUUGUGUGAUGUUGUUUUUUUAUAUCUAAUUUAAUUUUUGAGUUCGCAUUAUUUUAUUUGGUUAAGAACCUAAGCAGCAAUGGCAAGGCAAAAUUUUCUGUCAUCAUGUUUUAAAGAAAUCUUACUUUGUUUUUAUUUAACUAAAGCUUGCAAAGAAUAGUUUCCAAUGUGCAAAAUACAAUUUGGAUUUUCGGUUUAUUUAUUUCACAUAAUUAUAGCACCUCCUUUAUAGUACCAUUUGAAGCAACGCUUGAAACGUUUUCAUGUAGCGUUUCAUGCGGUUUCAAAGCUACUUUAAGAUUAAAGGGUUUGAUAAUCAAGCCUAUUUAAAACGUCAGUAAAUGCGACAGUGGUCACUUAUAAUUUUCUUGAUGAAAUUAAGAUUUUAGUUUUUCUUAGAAGGAAAUUAAGUUUUGCCUCAACAGGGUGAAAAUGGGUGAAACGCGUAACACAACCACACGUGCACAUUUUGCCAUAAAACUAUAAACUGUUGCUCAUAUGCUGGCGAUUAACUACAAUACACAAUAACCGACCACCGCCCAAGGCCCUCCCUGACCCCGCUACCCUCUGUACCCUACACACACGUUAUAAACAAAGCAAACAUCUGCUAACUUAAAAACAAAAACCGAAUGUUUGCUACUAACUACCUACACCUAACUAAGAAUGUACGAUUUCAUUAAAGCGCAAAUGAAAUAACUUUUUUUCAACUUAAAUCACAAUAACCUUUCUCUCAAUGCCAACCAUCCCUUUCUCCCUCUUAACAAAAAAAAAAAACUCUACCUCCACUCCGCCUAUCACCGAAUACGACUCAUUUACAAUUAAACCCCGUUUCUAAAUAUCUCAGUGCCGACGGCAAUUUCGAGGUGACGUUAGCAACAAAAGCAACCAUAUAUUCGGAAGGUUUGGUUGAAUGGAAACCACCUGCCAUUUAUAAAUCAUCAUGUGAAAUUGACGUAGAAUAUUUUCCAUUCGAUGAACAAACAUGCGUGUUGAAAUUUGGAAGUUGGACAUAUGAUGGUUUUAAGGUUGACCUGCGGCAUAUGGACGAGAAGUCCGGCAGUAACAUCGUAGACGUCGGGGUGGACUUGUCCGAGUUUUAUAUGUCCGUCGAAUGGGACAUCUUGGAAGUGCCAGCUGUAAGGAAUGAGAAGUUCUACACCUGCUGCGAUGAGCCGUACUUGGACAUCACAUUCAACAUCACGAUGCGCCGGAAGACGCUCUUUUACACCGUCAACAUCAUCAUCCCAUGCAUGGGCAUAUCGUUCUUAACCGUGCUGACGUUCUAUCUGCCAUCGGACAGUGGAGAAAAGGUAACGCUUUCGAUAUCAAUAUUGAUUAGCCUUCACGUGUUCUUCUUGCUGGUAGUCGAAAUCAUACCGCCAACGUCGCUAGUUGUGCCUUUGUUAGGAAAGUAUCUCAUCUUUGCCAUGAUACUUGUGUCCAUUAGUAUAUGCGUCACGGUAGUGGUGUUGAACGUCCAUUUCCGAUCACCUCAAACCCAUCGAAUGGCUCCGUGGGUGAAAACAUUUUUUAUUGACUUUUUACCACGAUUCCUGUUUAUGAAACGGCCACCGUACGUUGAAAACCACAGAAAACUGCUAUCCAAAGACCUACACGCUUGCUUUUAUCCUUAUUACUCGACUACUACAUUAAAUCGUAUAGCUCGUUUUACUAAUAGGGCUCCAUCUAAAGAAGACCUUUCUCCGUCAAGUUUGUCAGGUACGGGACCGUUUGGUGGAAGCUGCCAAAUACAUGGGCCGAUCCAGCUGCCCCAUUCGGAGUCGGAAGAAUUGUCGAUGUCAACAGCCGCCGAUACGGCCGUCCCGUCCGGCAUCAAGAGCCCAGCAUUCAAGCAACCAGCCUUUUCGCACAGCGUCUGUUCGACCGAGGUACAUCGAAGUUGUUUUUGUGUCCGGUUCAUCGCCGAGCAUACCAAGAUGCUGGAAGAUUCGACAAAGGUAAAGGAAGACUGGAAGUACGUCGCCAUGGUGCUCGAUCGACUGUUUCUCUGGAUCUUCACAUUGGCAGUGUUGGCUGGCACAGCCGGCAUUAUACUACAGGCCCCUACGCUCUACGACGACCGGAUACCGAUCGAUAAGACGUUCGACGAGCUGGCCACCUCGACCGUCGUCCGCUGUCCCCCGCAAUAACGCUCGCCGGCACUGUCGCAACUACCGGUUGGCUUUAGUUUCGGGUUCGGGUUGCUACUCGUGUGUGCCGCAGCCCUCAGCAGCUGCCUUUUCAUGUACGCCCGGCUGCGGGUCGCACGGUGUGGCCAGUCGGCCAAAGCGAACGAUCUGCUGGCUGUAGCGAAGCGGGCAGGUUAUAUGAUAGGGACGAACCAGGAACCAAGCUGCGUAGCGCGGUAGGGCGGUGAAGAGUGCAGCAUGUCCACCGGAGUAUCCAAACUGUAAUUUCUCCGUCAUUCCACCUAUUUUUGCGAUGGUCAACAUACGUUGCGAUACGCGCCUGGCAGUAUCGUCCACGCCGAAACAUCUGAGCAAAGGGAUCAGGGCUUUUCUUCACAUUUUCCCCUUUUUUAUACUCAUCUCUCGCAACCUCGGUACCCUGCCAAAUUUUGAUCAUCAGUUAAUAUAAGACAACUUGUUUAUGACUACGUUUAUGACCAUGUUUUAGACUACGUUUGGCUGUACAUAUUCCACACGGUGCGAUGUGACACUAGCAAAACAAAACAAAAAAAAACGGGAAAUACCGACACGUAUAAAAAGAAAGCAUAUAAAAGCCGAGACAAAUUUAUCAGCAAAGGUAGAUAAAUACACUCACAACCGUAAGCAUUAAAAACAACAACACACAUACACACGUCAAGCAGUAUUAUAUAGAUACAGAUAAUAACUACAAGAGUUAACAUUUAAGAGUAAGGUUUAAACGAGUAGAAUUUUUAUGUCUAUAAAAAACAAUACAAAACAAAGCAAGAUAAAGGAGUGCGAAACAUUAAACGGGAAAAUGGAUGAGACAAACGAAAUACAAUAUUUUUUUAUCGAACUAUGCAAUACAAAAAUAAAAAAUUUGCCUAACACCUCUCCCUCCCCUUCCACUUCAUCAUCCCACUUCUUUUUCCUUUAUCCCUCCCCUUUUCCUUUAGAAAAUACAUGCGUAUGCGGGAAAGAUUUGACAGCGGACAAGAUUCAUUUUACAAAACAUGAAACUAGUAAAAAAAAACAAAACAUAAUACAUCAACAAUUGUGAACAGAAGAAAUAAUAGCAAAAACAAACCCGUCAACAAGGAGACAAGUUAACGCAAUCACGCAAAAACACACACGCCAACAAGGAGACAAGUUACGAAUAACCGACGGAAACAUGAUAAGAAAGCAAAGAAGUGUUAAAAACGAAAUAUAAAAAAUGGAAAUGAAAGCUUUUCUCGCUCGAAAGGGAAUGAAGCAAAAGGUAGCUGAACAAAACAAAACGAUAUAAAACGGCUUAAAGAAAGUUAUGGGAAACAAAAGCAUAACAGCAACACACAAAACCAAGUGUCAUUAUGCAUCGGGAUGGACAAAAACAAAUUAUGUGGAUGUGUGAAAUGGAAAGAAAGAUAAAAAGAGAAUGUUAUUAGAAAAAAAACUAAACAAGAAGGAUAGUAAGAAAGUAAACCAAACAGGUAUCAUAGUUUUAACAAAGGCAAAGAAAAAAAAACAAACAACCCGUUGAAAAGCAAAACGAUUUAAAAUCUGUAUUUCAACAAAGUUAAGAAAACAAUGCGUAAACAAAACAAGCAAAAAAACACAUAAAUUGGACAACGGCUAUUGUUGUUAUGUGGUUAACAAAAUUAAACAAACAAAAACAAAACCGUGGUAGGCACUUGAACAAUGAUAUGGUAUAGAUUCACCUUGUUCUAACUCGGUUACAUCCACGUGGUAGUAUCUUGUAAUACGGUGUAAUCAAAACAAUUUAUAGAAGAGAGAAAAAAGGGACAAAACCAAAACUAUUUCCGGUGCAAAAUGUGUUGGGUAGGGCACACGGAUAAGUUUUUUUUGUAAUACAUAUAUACAAUAGAUUUUUUUAAACCGUUUUCCUUUUCGAUAAUUUCAAUUACGUUCAUUGUGAAAGGUGUGUGUGAGUGUUUUCUGUUUUAAAGUAGCAUACAUAACAAAACCUUUGACAUGAAAAACUGAACUAAUCUGAUGAAGCAUAGUAAUUAUUGCAAAAACAAAACAAGGGUGGAAAAAAUAUACUAGAGGACUAUGUUAACUAGUAAAAAAAACAUUAAAUCACAAAACUGCGGAAAACAAGAAGAAAAAGGUAGCUUUAAGCAUACAACGCAGCACAAAGAAUCUUGCUCAAUUAAAACGCUACACUGUUGUACUACUACUGGUUAAAAUGAUGAGAAAGGAUGGGCGAGAGGAGGGAAGUCGUACGACAGGGUAAACCUCGGCCUACUUUCAAGGUUACAGAUGAUUGGCCUGUUGUAGCAAGAUUUAGUUAUAGAGCCCUCCAGAAACUCUUUCUGCAACCAAUAUGAUCCACCAAGUCGCACGCAGCUCCCACGUGCGCCCAGAACGUCUGCACGGUAGGAUUAACAAACAUCGAAACGGUUGGUUUGCGGAGAGAUUCGUUGAGUAUACCGCAAACCAAAAAAAAGGGAAAUACAUAGGAAAAAAAAAUUAAACAACAUAUACUGCCAGCGAAAAAAUAACACGAACGAAACAGGCUAGGUAUAGAUGAAUGUUUAUAACGCUGUUUCGUUUAUUGCGCGUAACGCGGUGUCAGUAGAACGGGGGUAGAGAUGGCCGAAUCAAGCUCAAA
Messenger RNA from Anopheles stephensi (Asian malaria mosquito), 9179 nucleotides. RefSeq names its product acetylcholine receptor subunit alpha-like (gene nAChRalpha4). The transcript is spliced from 9 exons. NCBI's taxonomy places the organism in Eukaryota, Metazoa, Arthropoda, Insecta, Diptera, Culicidae. Gene Ontology annotation, biological process: nervous system process; regulation of membrane potential; chemical synaptic transmission. Gene Ontology annotation, molecular function: acetylcholine-gated monoatomic cation-selective channel activity; transmembrane signaling receptor activity. Bases 5459 to 6568 code for a protein of 369 amino acids. Gene Ontology annotation, cellular component: neuron projection; postsynaptic membrane; synapse. The record is from RefSeq and is a predicted model, not a curated record.